Tilletiopsis washingtonensis is the source of this 876-nucleotide messenger RNA. RefSeq names its product urease accessory protein UreG. Bases 1 to 846 code for a protein of 281 amino acids. The record is from RefSeq and is a predicted model, not a curated record. NCBI's taxonomy places the organism in Eukaryota, Fungi, Basidiomycota, Exobasidiomycetes, Entylomatales. The transcript is spliced from 4 exons. Gene Ontology annotation, molecular function: nickel cation binding; GTPase activity.
AUGUCGCAAGUCUGCGAUUUCAAGCUCCCGGGCGCCACUUCCGGCGACGCCCCCGCCGUCGAGUCGCACUCGCACUCGCACGCCGAGCCCACGGCCGGCCACUCGCACAGCCAUGCGCAGGAGCACGGGCACACGCACGAGCAGAUGGAGCACGCGGGCAAGUUUGCCGAGCGCGACCUGCCCAACUACGAGGGGCGCAACUGGAAUGAGCGGGCAUUCACUGUGGGCAUCGGCGGCCCAGUCGGAUCGGGAAAGACGGCUCUGCUGCUCGCGCUGUGUCGCGCCCUGCGUGACCGCUUCAACCUGGGCGUCGUGACCAACGACAUCUUCACUCGUGAGGACCAAGAGUUCCUGCACCGCAACUCUGCCCUCUCGCCCGUCGAUCGCAUCCGCGCCAUCGAGACGGGCGGCUGUCCGCACGCCGCGAUCCGCGAGGACAUCUCGGCCAACCUGGGCGCCCUGGAGGCGCUGCAGGCGCAGUACGAGACGCAGCUGCUCUUCGUCGAGAGCGGCGGCGACAAUCUGGCGGCGGCAUACAGCGCUGAACUGGCCGACUUUCACGUCUAUGUCAUUGACGUGGCCGGUGGUGACAAGGUGCCGCGCAAGGGCGGUCCAGGCAUCUCCCAAUCCGACCUGCUCGUCAUCAACAAGACGGACAUUGCGCAGUACGUCGGUGCCUCGCUGGAGGUGAUGCGUCGCGAUGCGGCCAAGAUGCGCGACGGCGGACCCACGGUCUUCACAUCGGUCAAGCACAACGACGGCGUCGACGCAGUCAUCGACCUCAUUCUCGCUGCACGCGCCGCUGCGCCGGGAGCUGACAAGGCGGGCAAGCCGCUGGAGGCUUGAAGAAUCUCGUAAAUGUCACCUUGUUGUGCU